CGUCGCACUUGCAGGGGAGCGAUCGUCUCAUGUUCCGCCAUCUUUCCCUUCAACUAUGCCACGGUCCCAAUACGCAGAUUACGCUUCAGGACCGAACACCCAGUCCAUGAACUUUCACCCUUCUCAAUCAGUACCCCAGGAUCGAGCAUGGGCUAGAGCAGGAUCCUCGCAUGCUGGUUCUUUUGGACAUGGACAACCUACCACGACUACGACAUAUUCCUCAUCUGGCUCGGUCUCUGAGAAGGGCUCUAAAACAGGUCAGCACCAGCCCAGAUCUGAGAUAUUCUCUGCUUCCCGCUCGACUUCAACCUCUUCCUCAUUCGCUGGCCCUAGCAACCAAUUCUACGACAAUUCGAACUACACAACCUCGCAACUCACCCAUCCCAGACCGCACCGAGACUCUCCUGAAGUACAAUUCCUAUACGCACGCUCCAGACCACAUGACGAGGGUAAUCCACCACUUUCAGAAAACCACCUCUCCUCUUCGUCUUCUUUUUCUCCUUCUUCUCUCAGUGAAUCUCGAGCCAGAGUAGCCUCCCAACACAAGGGCAAAAAGAAAAGCGAGCCGGAAUCUACACGCGACAGACCAGGUGAUAAAUAUCUGAAGAUGUUUCUCGAGCCCGAGCAAGUAAAUUAUGAAGAUGCUAUGCUGGAGAUUCUCGAUGGGAUGCCAUUGCCACACCCGUUUAAUGCUAGUUCUACUUGAGUUUAUUUCUUUUUUUAACUUUUUUUUGUUUUUUUUUGUAAAAUAGAAAAGCAUGCAUGGGGUUUAUAGUUGCAUUUCGC
Talaromyces proteolyticus is the source of this 786-nucleotide messenger RNA. RefSeq lists its product as uncharacterized. Lineage: Eukaryota; Fungi; Ascomycota; Eurotiomycetes; Eurotiales; Trichocomaceae. The transcript has 2 exons. The coding region runs from base 56 to 706 and encodes 216 amino acids. The record is from RefSeq and is a predicted model, not a curated record.